Pseudopipra pipra is the source of this 7781-nucleotide messenger RNA. RefSeq names its product rho GTPase-activating protein 7-like. The record is from RefSeq and is a predicted model, not a curated record. The transcript has 11 exons. Gene Ontology annotation, molecular function: GTPase activator activity; protein binding. Bases 16 to 2814 code for a protein of 932 amino acids. Gene Ontology annotation, biological process: signal transduction; actin cytoskeleton organization; regulation of Rho protein signal transduction. NCBI's taxonomy places the organism in Eukaryota, Metazoa, Chordata, Aves, Passeriformes, Pipridae.
CUUAAAGCCGAGCAGAUGGGGUUGGAGUUCAGUCGCCCCGGGCAGGACUUGCUCGCUUGCAGGGACACAGGAAUAACUCCUGCCCAGGACACUGGUCUGCCGCAGUUCACUCUCCCCAUGGAAGAAAUUGAAGCCAGAGAAGCCUGUGACUGGCUGAGGGCUGCCGGGUUUCCCCAGUAUGCUCAGCUCUUUGAAGAUAUGCAGUUUCCCAUUGAUGUAAAAACUGUAAGGAAAGAUCAUGAAUUUUUAGAUGGAGAUGCGAUUGAAUCCCUCUUCAGACGGCUGAACACGUUGAACAAGUGUGCAUCAAUGAAAGUGGAAAUAGGCCGUCAGAGGAAACGGAGUGAUGAUUCUGAAGAUGAUGAACCCUGUGCAAUAAGCAGCAGGUGGGCUUAUGAGAGGUGCAGCCAGAGGUGGUCUCGAAUCGAGAGCCUGGAGGGUCUCCCAGCAGAGGGAGGUGCCAGUGCCUCGGUCCCAGGCAGUCCAGUACUGAAGAUCAUCAGCAAGGAGGACAGUGUCAUCCUGGAUCAUGGAGAGAAGCACGAUGUGUCCUCAGUUCACAGCACCAGCAGUGCUGACAGUGACACUGUGAGCUCCCCAAAACCUUUUGAAGAUGUGGAAACCAGCACGAGUUCCUCGAGGUGUUCCUCAAUUAAGGUACCUGCACUGGACUCUACUUUCAGUUGUUCUCCUCCCCCCAGUGAAUUUUUAAAUAACACCAGCGAGCAAAAGCUUUUGGAUAAGUCGCCAUCUAAAAAGAGGAAGAGCCUUCUAAAGAAAAUGGAGAAGCUGCACUUAAGGAGCUGCAACUUAAGGAGUGGUCAGUCAAAGGCCAAACCCACAAUAAGUGAACCUGUUCUUCUAGAAGGGCUUAGUGAAGAAAAGAUGAAGAUGCUGAACUGUGUGAAUAUUUCUGACCUCUCUGGCAUCCAAACAAAGGACAAUUCUUCCUUUUCUGCCCAGAGUCACAGCAGCAGCAGUCAGUCUGGAAAGAGCAGCACAGUGAGCACUCCAAGUCCUGGUAUAAAACCAGGCAGCCCCUGCGAGGGAAGGGGGAUGUGUGCAGAGCACACAGACUCCAGCAAGCUCUUGCUGUGGAAUGACCUAUCUCAGCAAAACCUGAAAAAUGACAUGACAUUACAAAAAUCUCAGAUGUUUCAAAUACCACAAGGCCAUAAACCUGGCACCUUCCCCACAGCACUUACAGACAGCUCCCUCUCUCCAGCAGACAACUCUUCUGUCAACUGGAGAACUGGGAGUUUUCACGGGUGCAGGAGAAGCCGGAGCAGAAGCGGUUCCAAGGAGCCCAAAGCCCCCAGGAGUCCCCUUUCAGGCUCCUGUAACAGGCUAAGUGUGUAUGACAACAUGCCCAAUAUGGACCUUGACAGCCUGGAGGCGGCACAAGUCGGUGAUGAUGAUGUUUUUUCGGAACUGAACAAUGUUAUAGCAGAUGUCAACGGCCUCAAAAAGUUGGUUGAUCAGUGGACAGAGAAGUUCUCAGAUGAUGGGGAUUCUGACUUUGCCAGUGACUUGACCUCUUUGUGUCCAUCCUCCCCUAAAGAAAGCUCUCUUGAAACGGAGGGCUCAGAAGACAAGAGAGCAGGGGGCACUGAGGGAGAGAGCAGCUGUGGCCUGGGCAAGGAGAUUGGCUCUGCAGAUCUGACAUACAUCACAGACUCUAAAAAGGCCAACAGGCACAGGAAGCAACACUGGUCUGUGGAAGAGAGUGUGAACUUGGAAAGCCUUUCCAUGCAGAGUGAUGGCCAGUCUGCUGCCCAGCUGGCCCGGACACAAAAGCUGGCACUGUUGAAACUCACUGCUUUAAUGGACAGAUAUUCCCCUUCCAGCAGGCAGGGCUGGAACUGGACCAUACCAAAGUUCAUUAAAAAACCAAAAGCCUCUGACUACAAGGACAAAAACGUGUUUGGGGUUCCUUUACUCCUGAACGUGCAGCGAACAAGCCACCCACUGCCCAACGGGAUCCUGCAAGCCCUGGACUACCUGAGAAGCCACUUUCUUGACCAGGUUGGCCUGUUCCGAAAAUCUGGUGUUAAAUCCAGGAUCCUGUCUUUAAGAGAAAUGAAUGAAACCAACCCAAACAACGUCUGUUACGAAGGGCAGUCAGCUUUUGAUGUGGCAGACAUGGUGAAGCAGUAUUUCCGAGACCUCCCCGAGCCCAUAUUUACCAGCAGGCUCUGUGAAUCCUUCCUCCACAUCUACCAAUACGUGCCAAAGGAUCAGCAGCUCCAGGCUGUCCAGGCUGCCAUUCUCCUUCUCCCAGAGGAAAACCGAGAAGCUCUGAAAAUCCUCCUGUUCUUCCUGCGAGACGUGGUCGCUUUUGUCGAGGAAAACCAGAUGACCCCAACCAACAUUGCUGUCUGUCUGGCACCUUCUUUGUUUCACCUCAACACCCUGAGGCGGGACAGUUCCUCCUCCUCCACUAGAUCCAGUCAGAGGAAGUGCAGCCUAGGGAAGCCAGACCAGAGGGAGCUGAGUGAGAACCUGGCAGCAACGCAGGGCUUGGCCCACAUGAUCAUGGAGUGCAACAGGCUCUUCCAGGUAAAACUGCUCUCUGCCUGCCUGCAGCACCAAGAUGACACCAGAGGCUGGGUGACCUGCUCAUACCUGGCAAAUAAGGUAAAGAGGAUGGAAAGUCACCACAGUAAGGUUGCCUCUGGGAGUGAGGGAGGCUGCAGGUGGCUGGAGGGUUUCCUGGAGGUACCCUUGGGUGUUUGGAGUUCAUGGGCUUUGGAUCCUGCACCGGGAAUUGCUCUGAGCUGUGCCCACAGCCCUCGUCUGCCUCUGUACCUGUGAUUGCUGAAGCCACACUCCUUUUUUCUCCUUUUCCUUCCUCCCUCCCCGCAUCCUUUCUUUCCUUCUUCCCUUACUUCUUCCUUGCUUUUCAUUCCUCUCUUCCUUUCUCUCCUAAGGGGGUGCUGCUCCCUCAGAGCACCUUCCCUUACCACAACCCCAUCCCAACAGACAGACAACUCCAGUUGUUCAGUCCCUUUAUUGUCAUUCCACAGGGCACAGCUACAUCCUCUGGACAGGCUUGAUCCCCAGGAUGUCGAAUCCCUUGGCCAUGAUGGCGGCAGUGGCUUCGCACAGGAGCAGCCUCCACAUGUUCACCUUCACGAUCUGGCCUGGAAAACACCAACAGAGGAGCUGGAGCAGCUGCUCAGAACAACCAAUGGUGCCUUCCCCUCUGCCUACAGCCUGGCCCUGGACUGUCACACUGAGCCCCUCCUGCUCUCCCUAAGCCAGGCAGACUGACCAGCCCUCGUGUUUCCAGAUGCCUGGCUGGUCCCAACUCUACUCAACCUUCCUGCUCACAGGCAGAUGACAACACAGGCUGUCCUUCCACACAGACCCUUGUUCUGCAGCAGCAAGUAGUGUGACAACAGCCUUCCCAGCACAGGGGAACACCCUGCAGAGUGUCUGUAAUAUGACAAGUGGCAGGCACACGCAGCACCCCACGGCCAACACUCACCACUCUGCCUGUCCUUCUCCACGCAGUAGCAGUUGUCGUAGAACUCGGUGAAGGUGGUGGCCAGCUCAUACAGGUAGUCACAGAGUGUGUGCAACAACAGGUCCUCCAGGAUCUUCUGCAGGAUCUCAGGGAACCUCAGGAUGCACUUGCCCAAUUUCCACUCCUUCUCAUGGUCAAGGAUUAGCACCUCCUCCUUGGCUGCCUUCCGCAGCAUCUGCUCGUCAAUGUUGGCCAGGCGAGCGAUAGCCCUGGAAUGAUCCAGAACAGGGGAUGCUUGGUGGGGCUCCCACUGCUCAGCCUGCCUGGGGCCAGCCUGGUCAAGGCCUGUCCCAAGACUGAUGUCCAGUCCUGGGUGACCAGGCCAAAGAGAUCAAUCAGCCUUGGGGACACAGGGGGAGGCCCUGCCCUCGAGGUGAUCCAGGAGGGCACUGCACAAGAACAGGGAUGGAUGGGCUCUGGGCACCCACAUCAGCAAGGACACAUGAUGCUGCCAAGCAAACUAGGGCUCAGGGUGCCAGAAAAACUGUGGGGUAUGGCAAUGCCUGAGCUGAGCAGCUGCUGGAGCACAGGUGCACCCUUUUCCAACCACCCAAAUCCUCUGAUUACCAGAAACUCCUGCAGCUCCCUCCCUGGGAUGUGUGUCACACAGAGGAGCCAUUUCAGGUGGCAGAGCACACACCAUUUGCAAUGACAAAUAAAAUCUUGCCUGUGGUGCACACCAGUGUAGCUGCCUUCUCUAACCAACCUCCAACAGCACUGAUGUGACCAUCACCCCUCUGCCCACACGUGCAGAGCAUCAGCACCAACUCCCUCUGCUCCCUCACCCACCUGAUCCGUGUGAAGGCAUACAGCAGAUAGGCAGCUGUGUUCCCUCGGUCAUCCAGCAUCUUGUCGAAGGAGAACACGUAAUCAUUUAGUCUGUUGUGGGACAGAUCUGCAUAUUUAAUGCAUCCAAAAGCCACUGAUGUCUGGGCAGCUUUCAGCUCUUCUGCUGUGAGGACCUGGUGCAAAUUCAAAGCAGAUCACAGUCAAGAGGAAGGACACUACGCUGCCCUCAUGAACCAGAACAUGCAGCCCUGGCCACCCAGCAGGGCUCAAGAGGAAAGCCCAGGCUGCUGAGGGGAUUUUACCCACGUGGUACUCAGUUCACACACACCUCUCCACUUCAGGGCACCAGACAACCCCACAUUCACAUCUCACUUCUUUUGCAAUCAACUGCACUGCAGCCCUGCCCAGGCUAAGGCUGGCUCCCUCUUCUGACAGCCCACAAGACCUCUGAGCCCCACAGUGUCCCACCUGUCAGGUGUGAUGUUCAUACUGUACUCCUGCUUCUUGUUAUGUACACAUAACAAACACCUGGUCCUCCAACCCUUACAGAGCAUUUUGGACAGUCCAAACUUUAUAUUCUUCCAUCACCUCCUGCAUCCUGGGGGAGUCACAGCUGUUGCCAGCACACAGGGGAGACCUGACAGUUCCUGCAGGACCAGCUCUCCUGCCAGGCCCAGCUCUCUGCUCCCACCCCCAGGAAGCUCUGCAGUACUCAGCAGUUCCCAGGAAAGAUAAGCAAUCUGUCACAAGUACCUUGUCCCGUUCCUUGUCUUUCAGCUUGUCCAUAGCUCGUUUCAGCCCUUCUUCCAGCAGGUCUAUGAGACGCACUGUAUCCCCUGAACGAGUUUUGAACUUCUUCCUGAAAACACACAGACAACAUGACCACCUGCAUAAGAGGCACAACACUUCCACCCUCUGCCUAGGGCACUCCAGGCAGAUCCAGGACAUGCACCAGAGCCUUUUGCAGGGAUUGCCACUGCUCACACCUUAAGGCUUAGUAAAAAAGCACAUGGCAGAUCUCUUUGUAUUGAAGAAAUUGCCAUCACACAGACAGCUACAAAACUGAGAGAACACCCACGGGGUGCUGACCAGGAAGGCUCCCACAGUCAGAACUGUCCCAGUUCCAGACAUUAGGCAGAAUACAAUACCAGUGCCAGCCUUUUCCCAACUUAUGUUAUGAAGAAGGUAGAAAGUAAUGGAAAUUGUGGCCUUUACCAUUGCCAUCUCCCAGUAUUCACAUCAGCUUCCACCAGCCAAUCCCAGUGCCCCUCCCCAAAUGCCAGGCAGCAGAAGCCAGGCCCAAGAGGGAAUGUGACCACAGCACCAGUGGAUCGAGGACAAUGACAGGCAACAAAAUGACACAGUAAUGGAAAACAGCAUGGGAUGAGGUGCUUUCUUCUGGGUUUUUUUUUGGCAUGUCACAUACUUGUCAACAAACAAGAGCAAGUCUCCUGCAUUCACUCAAACAUCCUCUCCAAGGCAAAUACAGAGGCAAGACUGCACCCAAGCACUUACUUGUCUUCUCCCAGCACCACUCCAAACGCGGCAUGGGCCACUCUGGUCACUUUGGGGUCAUACCAGCCAAUCAUCUGUCCAGCUGCAAACACUGUUUGUAAAUGCACAGACUGCAAGGAAUAAACACCAAAAACCGGUUCUCAGCCCACUCCUCCAGGUGCAGUUUUCUUCCCUGCUUUAGCUCAUUCACAACAACGCUCUCGCAACGAGACUUAAAAUUUUUCAAGCUCCACAGAGAAAUUCCCCAUCAGAAAGUUCAACCUUUUGAAGAGUUUUCCUGGCUUACAGAAGCUUACAGAUGGUAAAUUCCCAUCACUGCUCAGGGAAGGGGUAGAUAUACCAACAACACUAAAGACCCUGUGGUCUACCUGCGUUCCUGCUGCAUCCAGCCCUUAACACACUUCGUGAUGAGCUGCACCAGCAGUGAGAGCAGAGCUGGGGAACUCACCUGUCCGCUGUCCACAACGUAGAUAAGGAUGUCACCCUUCUCUUCACACAGCCUGUGUUUAAGAGCAGCCAAGUCUGAUGUGUCAUAUGUGUAACCUCCGUCUGAUUUCAUGAUUGUCAGCGGCACAGGGAAACCCGGGACAAACACGAUCUUCCUCCCAUCAUCAACCUGGACAAACCCUGCAAAAGCAAAGGAAAACAUUCUGUCUUGUAUCACAGUAGGGAGGUUUGUGGGCCAGCAGAAACACUUCCCUGAUGCUACCAGCACGAAAAGGCCACACACUCACAUGAUCAAAUAAUUAAUGGCUCAAAUACGAAAAAACCUACAUGGAACUCCCUUGUCAACCAAGUCACAUUCCGUACAGCACUUCCAGAACUACACACAAGGAAGCAGAUCUGUACAGAGGUGGUUUUACAGAGUUAAAAACUCCCAACACUGGCAUCCAGAUCCCCCUGUCCAGCCACAAACCCAGCAUCACAAGGUAUGACAUUAAAGGCAACAGUAUAGAGAUGCAAUGAGGACUUAGCACCAAGUCUUUCAGAGGUAAGACUAGUCAGAACACUUCAGACAGGGAGACUCAAGAACUGCUGAAUCCAGACAGGAACACAUAAAACCAGAGACUUCUUAUGCUGCAUUUGGCUUCUUGCCAGUUUCAAAGUCAACAUGAUCCAAAAAUCCCACUGUCUUCACAGAGAUUUCUCAAAGUUCCCACACAGUCACAACACUAAGACCGGGAAGUCUGUCCUGUAUUGCUCCCUGACUGUUUAUUCAGAAUACAAUAAAUUCCAGUAGUACCUCAUGCUAUUGCCUACAAAUAUCACAGACAAACUGAUUUUGAUGUCAGUAAGAAAGAUUCAAGCUUUCUGGAGUGAAACAUAUAAGAAUUAAUUCUGCUAAUGCAAAAAGAAGGAAAAGCCACAAAAAUUCCACAUUUAGGAAAUGUGGCCGAGAGAAAAAGCAAAGGUGGGGAACAUGCAACUUGAAAAGCAUCAGCCCUAAGCCUCACUGAGGAGGAGUGAGGUUACCACACAUCCUCACAGCUGACCUGAAAUUCUGACCUGAGACCAAAAGCCUCACCUUUAUCUUCGAAUUCUUUGACUAUGUCUUUCAUCAUCUCGUGGUAGAACGAUUCCCCUCUCUCUAUGAGUGUGAUGUCCAAACAGUUGUAGAUUUUCUGGAAUUCUUGAGGAGGGAAACAGAACAAAAUACUUCCAUUAAAGGCACACAGUGGUAACCACUGGUUUUUUACUUUAAGCUUCUUGUAGCAGUGUGGCAGUGAUUUUCAACAGAAAACAGGAGCAUGGGCUCAGACAUAAAGGUGAGGAAAGCCCCGUUGUUCUACUGCUGAGACACGUUUCUGGACCUGGCAAAGUCACCUUUGCGUGACACGUCACAGAUGAGCUCCCAGGCCUUGAUGAAGUCAGGGUUUUUGCUCUGCAGCAGCACCACACAUUGGUAGGCACGUUUCUUAAACUCCUCCUCUGUGUCAAACCUCCUCUU